This is a messenger RNA of Podospora pseudocomata, 631 nucleotides long. It is a transcript of the gene FKR3, whose product is annotated as FK506-binding protein 1B. Bases 185 to 631 code for a protein of 148 amino acids. Gene Ontology annotation, cellular component: cytoplasm. The transcript is spliced from 5 exons. The record is from RefSeq and is a predicted model, not a curated record. Gene Ontology annotation, biological process: protein peptidyl-prolyl isomerization. NCBI's taxonomy places the organism in Eukaryota, Fungi, Ascomycota, Sordariomycetes, Sordariales, Podosporaceae. Gene Ontology annotation, molecular function: peptidyl-prolyl cis-trans isomerase activity.
AAUCGAUCGACACGGCCAUCUCCCAUCUGAUCUGUCAGUCAGUGUUUUAGCAGCGACAAAGUACCGGCCGUGGCUUCCGAGCCCCCGAGGUACCAUGUAGGUACUGACGGGACCUCAAGACGAAGGGUCCUGAUAUAUAAAAAGGACAAGGCUCGUCUCCAGAUCCUACGUUGCUUUCCAGACCAUGCCACACUCUUGUCCGUCCUUUUCCGAGCUCGUUACGACUACCUUUGACUCUAACACUCUACAUCCUCCAACAACUCCAACAACCCCACAGAUCAACAGCAUCAUGGGCGUCACAAGAAUAACCCAUGUCCACGGGACCGGACCUUCACCUGCCCCUGGACAAACAGUCGUCAUCGAGUACACUGGCUGGUUGAAAGACGCCAGCCAACCAGAAAACAAGGGCCAGGAGUUUGACUCCUCCGUCGGUCGAGGAGACUUUUCCACUCAGAUCGGGAUCGGGAAACUGAUUAGAGGUUGGGAUGAGGCGGUCCUCGACAUGAGGGUUGGGGAGAGAGCGACGCUUGAUAUCACCAGCGACUAUGGCUAUGGCGAAAAAGGAUUCCGCGGCCACAUCCCACCCAAUGCGGAUCUGAUCUUUGACGUCUAUCUAAAAGCCGUUCAGUGA